AGAUGACGAUGAAGGCAACAUGCCUCUUUGCUGCUCUUCUCCUGCUCAUCUUCAACGCUUCCUCCGCCUUUGGCUUUGCGCUCAAGACUUCGAACUUGUUGCUCCUGCUGCGGCCGUCAAGUCGCAUUUCGUCGCAGUCCCAGCACAGGAUCCGGGGGGGUAGCUCCCAACCUUCUCCUCCUAACAUGCUCUUCGGCAACUUCUUCGGGGACAAGAACAACGAGGCCGGCAAGUUCGUGCGGCAGUCCAACCUGCAGGGCGUCAACGGGGUCUUCGGACCCCCGGGGCUCAUCGUCGGGGGGCUGGGGGAGGACGAGCUUGAAGUCUUGUCGGAGGUCGUAGAGAGCGCGCUGAGGGUCGACGCCACGACUGCCCCCCAGCUCCCCAUCGCUGUGCUGGGGAAGGAGGACUUCGACGGGAAGACGCUGCUCAAGGACGUCGUGUCUACCUUGAGUGAGCGUGACAGUGUCCUGCCCGACGAACCUGCGCAGCUGAAGUUCCCGAUGAUUAUGAUCUCGGGCCUCAAUCCUAUCCAGGUAUCUGCCUGCGUCAAAGCCAUCGUGGCGUCAGGGAUCAAAGGGGGCAUACCAGGCGGCACAUUCCACACGCCCAUGUGUGCCCUCGUCGUCCCCAAGGCCAUGGACAAGAGCAUGGUGCAGCUGCUGGACGAAGUGGAAGGAGAUCAUUUAGCAAACAGAUAAGAUUACUUUAGCUGGCCGCGUCUGCUUCUCCUGCUUGUCUUUGUUUUUUACAUGUCCUUGUACUUGC
Messenger RNA from Guillardia theta CCMP2712, 768 nucleotides. RefSeq lists its product as hypothetical. NCBI's taxonomy places the organism in Eukaryota, Cryptophyceae, Pyrenomonadales, Geminigeraceae. The annotation marks the transcript as partial. The transcript has 3 exons. The record is from RefSeq and is a predicted model, not a curated record.